Mobula hypostoma (lesser devil ray) is the source of this 2475-nucleotide messenger RNA. It is a transcript of the gene klf11a, whose product is annotated as Kruppel like factor 11a. Gene Ontology annotation, molecular function: RNA polymerase II cis-regulatory region sequence-specific DNA binding; DNA-binding transcription factor activity, RNA polymerase II-specific. The transcript is spliced from 4 exons. NCBI's taxonomy places the organism in Eukaryota, Metazoa, Chordata, Chondrichthyes, Myliobatiformes, Myliobatidae. Gene Ontology annotation, biological process: regulation of transcription by RNA polymerase II. The coding region runs from base 164 to 1723 and encodes 519 amino acids. The record is from RefSeq and is a predicted model, not a curated record.
UGUUCUGUGCAUGUUGCAAUCGGGUCGUUAUGUCCAUCCCGGAGAGAAUUUGUUAUUCCUAUUGCUACCAUUUGCGAUGGCUUUCCCUUCUUGCUUUUCCCUUCAACGUUAUAUUGUUUUCAUUGAAUUUUUGUUCAUGUUUAAUUAAGUUAAAAUAAUUAAAAUGCGGUGUCAAGUUGGAGAAAUGGAAGAAUCACGCAACGUUGAAAUCAUAGACAUUUAUGAGUCGAUAUUAGAAAGGAAACGUCAUGACAGUGAAAGGUCCUCUGGCAGUCCAUUGGAACAGAAUGACAUCGAAGCUGUGGAAGCUCUUGUUUGUAUGAGCUCCUGGGGACAGCGGUCACAAAAAGGGGAUCUCCUAAAAAUGCGGCCACUUACACCUGCUUCAGACACAGAUUCUGUGCACUGUGAAUCUGUCCCUCCAGUGUUGCAGAGAGACUACCACUCAUUCUCAUUCCUUUGUAUGACACCACCGCACAGUCCUGGUGUUGUUGAAUCUGGUAAUACUCCUCCGGUGCCACAAAUUACCUACACGAAGCCAGCAACUACCACUGCAAGCAGUGGAAUCCACGCAGUCAAUACGGUGACUGUGAAACCUGCUCUAGUGAACAUUCACGAGUUUUCACGCCAAAAGUCUCCUGCAGCUGAAAAGACUGUUGCCUCUCACUGCCGGUCGGUGGCCACCAGUGUCAUCCGUCACACUGCCGAUAAUUCCCCUUGCUGCCACAUUCCCUCACCAUCGGUGAUCGAAAGGCCCCACUCGAGUCUCCAAAGCCUUGGGAUGAGGGCAAAAGGAAAUGCAACAGGCCAGUGUAAGCACGCUAAGGAGAUGCCUUUGGCCUCUGGUUCUGAGAGCAGGUGCUGUUUGCAGAAGAAUGUCUCCAGAUCAGUUGGCCAGGACUCAGAGCCAACAGUACCCUCCCUAGCACCAUCUUGUACAAUAAACAAACCUGAAACCGAACAUCAGAGCCUAGCCAGUUCCCUACCAGCACGCCUACCCCCUGCCCCUGUGCCAAACACUCCGGUGAUCUGUCAGAUGGUGUCUGUGAGUGGAGGAGGAGGUGGUGGAGGUGGAGUCAUUUCAGCAUUGGUCCCAAAGCCAAGCAACUGUGUAAAGCCUAUACUUCCCCAGACAUCUCCAGUUUCUCAGCCUCUUCUGUUGGGAACCUCAGUAUCGCAAGGGACUGUGAUGUUUGUGCUACCCCAACCUACUUUAACGCCGUCAACUCCUGCUCAUCAGACGAUAAUGACCGUCGGCAACACGAAGCUGCUACCACUGGCCCCUGCUCCAGUGUUUGUUUCAUCGAGUCAACACUGUGCUCCACAGCUGGACUUCUCCAGGAGGCGUAAUUAUAUUUGCAACUUCACUGGGUGCCGGAAAACCUACUUCAAGAGUUCGCACUUGAAAGCACAUCUCCGGACACACACAGGCGAGAAACCAUUUAACUGUAACUGGGAAGGAUGCGACAAAAAGUUUGCCCGCUCAGAUGAACUGUCACGACACCGCAGGACUCACACCGGAGAGAAGAAGUUCAUGUGCCCCGUUUGUGAUCGACGCUUCAUGCGCAGUGAUCACCUCACGAAACAUGCUCGGCGUCACAUGACCACAAAGAAAGUUCCUAAUUGGCAGGCAGAGGUCAACAAACUGAACAAAAUAGCUAUUUCAGCACCUUCUGCCAUCCCUGUGAAAAACAUACUGCUUCCUCCCACAACAUCCACCUAAAUGAGAUGACUUGCAGACAAUAUUUGCACUAAAUGAGUUAUCAACAGAACUGGAGAAGUGGCUGUUGUUUGAUGGAAUGCUCGAGAAAUUCUGAAAGCAAUGUGCUUUACUACAUUUACAAAGUAUGACUUAUCUUUCUGACAUACUGUAUGUGAGUGGUAACAAGACUUUUGUGAACGGGUUGAAAGCAUAAAUAACAAACGUAAGGGUGGAAUUUUCCUCAUUUGCUAUGGGGAAAUUCUGCAGUGGUUCAUGGAAAUUUUCAUCUAAAUAUUUUAAGUGUAUUGUAAAUAGUAUUUGCUAUGCAUAUUGUAUAUUUCUAUUUAAUAAAUCAAUUUUCAUGUAUAACAGAUCAGAAAUGUUUGUUUUUGCCAUUCAGGAAUAGCACUGAACUGUUUUAUUGCUUUAAGCAAUAAUUUUAUGCAGCACCAGGAUAAGAAUUGAAAUAUUAUAUUUUAGACGUGACUAUUUUGUAAAUUGAUAAUGUAUUUACUCUCAUUCACAUUAUGGUAUUAUGACAAUUAUUUUCAAUGGUCAGCAUUUAUAUAGUAUUUUGUUUCCUGUGUGCCAUAUAUUACACAAAUUGUGUGUAGCUAUCCGAAGUGCCCUGUUCAAGAUCAGGACAGGAUGGGCUGUAUUUUUUUUUAAUCUCUGGUUUACAAGCAGUAAUCGGGUGAAGAAAAUCAAAAAAAACUGCAGAUGCUGAAAAUCUGAAAUAAAAACAAAACACCGGAAACUAUUCUACAGCAUUU